GUUAUAUCCUGGCUUCCGAAAACUUUAGCUUCAUUAUCAACCAUGGGAAAAUCUAAAAAUGCAAAGCCAAACGGCAAACGGCCAGCAUGGUGCAUAUUGCCGGAUCUACUCUAUCUUGGCCCGGUGUCGGCAACAGCAAAUACGGCCUUCUCAAGAACAUCGGCAUAACACACAUUAUAUCGAUCGGAAGUCCCCAGCCUCUCAGAUUGAAGGGCUCACUUACGAGCGGCUGAGCUCGACUGACGACGAAAACUCCGACAUUGGCGAUGUUGCUACGAAGGCGUCUGCCGCGUCCGCCAUUAUCGAUGUGGCUGCCGCAUCUAGCGGCAGAGUCUUGGCACACUACUCCGCGGCCAUUUCCCGAUUGCCCACCACCGUCGCAGCCUAUCUCUAGAGUCUUCAGGGAGUUUGUAACUUAAAUGGAUGACGCC
Molecule: messenger RNA, 431 nt
Organism: Lasiosphaeria miniovina
Lineage: Eukaryota; Fungi; Ascomycota; Sordariomycetes; Sordariales; Lasiosphaeriaceae
Exons: 1
Coding region: 59-394 (111 amino acids)
Source: RefSeq, a predicted model, not a curated record